AUGAAGGCCCAAUUUGGAAGUGAAGCUGCGGCUCACGAUCGCACGAUCCCUGAACUGAUCGAUGAACACGUCCACUCCAGGCCUCAUGCAGAGGCUCUCUGCUCAUCCGAUGGAGAUUCCAUGUCUUACAAGGCUCUCGACACGGCAUCACGGACUCUGGCAGACCACCUGACUCACGAGCUCGAUGUCGGCCCCGAAGUCAUCGUGCCUCUGUGUUUCGAAAAGUCAAUAUGGACAGUCGUCGCCAUCGUCGCCGUCCUCCGCGCGGGCGCCGCCUUCGUCCUCCUCGACCCCGCGCACCCCACAUCCCGGCUCGACACCAUCAUCCGCAAAUGCCGCUCCCAAGUGGGCAUCGCGUCGCCGACGCACCAAAAACGGCUCUCCCAACUCAUCCCACACGCCGUCUGCCUCGACCGGCCCGCGCUGCGCCGUCUCGAGGAGCGGCAACAAGCCCGCGCCACCGCAUCCUCUUCCCCCCCGCAGCCCCACAACGCGGCCUACGCCAUCUUCACGUCGGGCAGCACGGGGGUCCCCAAAGCCGCGCUCAUCGAGCACGGCUCCUUCGUGGCGGGCGCCCUCGGGCACGCGGCGGCGAUGCGGCUGACGGCCGCGUCGCGCGUCGUGCAGUUCGCGUCGUACAACUUCGACGCCAGCAUCACCGAGAUGCUGACCACGCUCGUCGUCGGCGGCGCCGUGUGCGUCGUGCCCGAGGCGGCGCGGCUGGAUCCGCUCGAGUUUGCGCGCGCGGUCGAGGGCAUGCGGUGCGAUUGGGCGAUAUUGACGGCGUCGUUUAUCGGGGCGUUGGAGGAGGGCGGGUUGGGCAGCUUGAGGGUGUUGGUGCAGGGUGGGGAGGCGAUGACGAGGGGCGUGUUGGAGAGGUGGGUCGAGAGGGGCGUGACGUUCUUGAAUGCGUAUGGGCAGGUGGAAGCAUCUGUCGUCGCUACCUGCACGCCGCCCAUCUCCCGCCACUCAGAUGGCAAAUCAAUCGGCCACGCCGUCGCCGGCCGGUGCUGGGUCGUCGACCCGGACAACCCAAACGUCCUCACCGCCGCCGGCGAGGUGGGCGAGCUGCUAGUCGAAGGCCCACACGUCGGCCGCGGCUAUCUGCACGACCCAGAGAAGACGGCGGCCGUCUUCAUCUCGCGGCCGACGUGGCACACGCGCCUCUUCCCCGCCGAAUGCGACGCGCGCGCCCUGCGCUUCUACCGCACCGGCGACCUGGUCGCGCAGCAGCCCGACGGCAGCUUCGCCUACGUCAGCCGCAAGGACGACAUGGUCAAGCUGAACGGCCAGCGCGUCGAGUGCGGCGAGAUCGAGCACCAGUUCAUGCGCGCCAUGCAGCCGCGCCGCGACGUCGUCGUCGAGCUGGUCAAGCGCAAGGUGGGCAACGGCGCCACCCGCGGCGUGCUGGUGGGCUUCGUCGCCCUCGACGCCGACUGGACCGAUGGCGAUGACGCCGCCAACCAGCGCAGGUUGGAUGCCGAGAUGCGGAAUGCUGAGGCGCAGGUCCGCGCCGUCUUGCCCAAGUUCAUGAUCCCUGCGUCGUUCAUUGCUGUCCACCGCAUUCCCAUCUCGAUCAAUGGGAAGGUGGAUCGAAAGGGGUUGCGUGCGCUGGGCGAGGCGAGGCUGUCCCGGAAGCAGAACCCGGCGCCGGUGCCGACACCCAGCCGGGCUGAAGAGCAGGUCGUGGUGCCGACGCUGAGUCGUGCUGAAGAUCAGCUACGGAAGGUGUGGAGCCGUGUGUUGAAUGUACCGGAGGCAGAUAUCAGCCGGACCAGCGCUUUCCAGAGUCUCGGUGGAGACUCGAUAUCGGCCAUGCAAGUCGUGUCCCAAGCAGCGGCCUGCGGUCUGCCCGUCACGGUUCAGCGCAUCCUCCAGAAAAAGACCAUUGCCGAGAUAACUUCCGGGAUGGUGGAUGCGCCUCUUGCGAGGACCGCAGAAUCCUUUCCAGUGGAUGAAGAUGAAGGGGAUGAGGGAGAGCCUUUCAAGCUUUCGCCCAUCCAGCAGUUGUUCUUCCACCUCUCUCCCAAGGGAGACAAUCAGGACAACAUCAGCUUCCUGCUCCGCCUGAACAGAAACGUCUCGCGCAACUCCAUCGACACCGCACUCGAGGCAGUCGUGUCACGAAACCCGAUGUUGAGAGCUCGGUUCUUUGAGAUGAGGCGCGGAUGCUGGUUCCAGUACAUCUCAGAUGAAGUCUUGGAGUCAUACCAGUUCUGCUCCCACGUUGUCAAUAGCACGGCCUCAUCCGACCUGAUGCCCAUCAUCAAAGACGCCCAGCGAGGUCUCGACAUCAAGUACGGCCCUCUCCUUCGCGCCGACCUCCUGACCACUCGCGGUGGUAAAGAGCAGCUUUUGUUUGUUUGCGCCCACCACCUGGUGACUGACUUUGUGUCCUGGCGUGUCAUCAUGCAGCAGGUCGAGGAGCACAUGACGAGUGGGAGCAUUUCCCCAACCAAAGCCGUCUCUUUUCAGACAUGGUGCAAGCUUCAGGAAAGGCAUGUUCGGAGUCUGCCUCCGCAGAAACUUCCAUUCGAGCUUCCCGAUCCGGACUACGACUUCUGGGGAAUGCAGAGCCUACCAAACUUCUACGGAGAUGCAGUGACUGAGGUUCUGGUGAUGGACGAGAGUCUCUCAUCGGUAAUCCUGGGAACUGCGAGCAAAUCCUCGCUCGAGAUUGAGACCGUAGAUGUGCUUCUCGCGGCAACCAUGUUUGCCUUCCACACCGUUUUCCCAGAGCGGUCCAUCCCCGCAUUUUUUGUCGAAGGCCAUGGCCGAGAACCCUCAUGGGACGAGACAAUCGACCUUUCUUCAACAGUGGGUUGGUUCACCACCAUCUUGCCCAUGGUCGUCUCGCAACAGAACUGCAAGGACCCCGUCUCCAUCGUCCGCGAAAUCAAACGCCUCCGCGCCGAGUUUCCCGACAAAGGCCUCGCCCAGUUUGCCGCCCGCUACUACAGUAAACGCCGCCAACGGCAGCAGCAGCAGACGCCCAUGGAAAUCACAUUCAACUACGCGGGCAAGUACCAGCAGCUCGAGCGGACGGACUGCCUCUUCACCGAGGAGCCCUCCCGCACGCUGAUGCACCUCGACGGCUUUGGCGCCGCGCUGCCGCGUUUUGGGUUGAUUGAGGUUCUCGGCAACGUCGAGCGCGGCCGUCUCAAACUGUCUUUCACGCUCAACAAGCGCAUGCGGCACCGGGAGCGUGUCGCGCAGUGGAUGCACGAGUGCCGAAACGUGCUCGCCGCCGUGGCUCCACUGCUCGGCGAGCUGCCGGAGAAGCAGGGGCCCUGUUUCCCGCUUCUCAAGGCGUCGCCGGCAGAGAGUGCAAGGUUGAUGGACGAGGUGCUGCCGGCGAUGGGCGUGGAGGCGCAGGAGGUGGAAGACGCAUAUCCCUGCUCGCCGAUGCAGAACGGCAUGUUGUUGAGCCGCGCCGGCGACAGGGGGAGCUACACUUCACAGCUUUUCCUCGAAGUGCAGUCCACCAACGCCACGGCCAUUGACAUUGCCCGCCUCGAGCUCGCGUGGCAAGCCGUGAUCGAUCGACACGCAGUCCUUCGGACCGUGUUUGUCGAGAGCGUGCGCGGCGACGGCAGCUUCGACCAGGUGGUCCUCCGCCACGCACAAGCAACCACCGCGCACAUCGCCAAGGACGACCUCUCCACCCAUCCCGUCCAGCCAUGGCCCGCGAACCAGCCCGAGCACCGCCUCCUCAUCGCCGCCCCCAAACCAUCCUCCUCUCCCGCGGUGAUCCAGCUCCGCCUCGACAUCAGCCACGUCCUCAUCGACGGCAGCUCCACCAGCAUCCUCACCCGCGACCUCCGCCGCGGCUACGCCUCCGCCACCUCCCUCGCCCGCCACCCCCGCCCCUCCUACCGCAGCUACAUCUCGCACAUCACCACCCCCUCCCCCACCGGCACCCCGCCCGCCGCCUCCCUCCAAUACUGGACCUCCCACCUCGCCUCCGCCCAACCCUGCCACCUCCCCUCCUGGAGCAGCGACUCCUCCACCUCCCCCUCAACCCCACCCACCCUCUCCAUCGCCCCCGUCCCCCCCAUCCCCUUCGCCCCCACCACAUCCUUCUGCCGCACCCACUCCGUCACGCUCUCCGACCUCCUCAAGACCGCCUGGGCCCUCGUCCUGCGCGCCUACACCGCGUCCGCAUCCGCCGCUGCCGACCCCGUCUUCGGGUACCUCAGCAGCGGCCGGGGCGACGUCCCAUCCGCGGACGACGCGCUCGGCGUGUUCACGAACAUCCAGGCGUGUCGGGCGCGGGUGGGCGAGAGGGGGCAGAAGAACGUGUUGGAGGUGUUGAGGGCGGUGCAGGAGGACGGGUGGGAGCAGAUGGCGCAUCGGGAGUGCGGGUUGGCGGAUGUGUUGCAUGCGAUGGGUGGGGGUGGUGCGGCGGAGGAGGGCGGGUUGUUUGGGACGGCCAUGUCGUUGCAGAGGGUGGUGAAGGGCGGGGAGGGUGAGGGUGAGGAUGGGGUGAGGGUGAGGGUGGUGAGGGAGAUGGAUCCGACUGAGUACGCGGCGACUUUCCUCGGAUAUGUUUCCGAUACUGACGUCGAGCUUGUCAUCGAGUACUGGACUUCGAAAAUUUCCCACGCUCAGGCAGAAAACUUGGCCGCUACUGUGGCCAAAGUAAUUCAGAGCAUGAUCGAGCACCCGCAUAGCCCUGUUGAUGAGCUCGACGUCAUCAGCGAUAAUGACUGGGCCAGCAUGAGGAAGUGGAACGAAAAGCUAGAGUGCAGCGCCCCGGUCAACAGCUGCAUCCACCACCUCAUCCAAAAGCUCAGCACGCAGCAACCCAACCGCCCAGCUGUGCAGGGCUGGGAUGCCAGCCUAUCCUAUGGCGAGCUCGAGCAGCUGUCUUCGCAGCUGGCAGGCCACUUGCACAACCUGGGGGUUGGUCCUGAGUGCAUUGUUCCGGUGUGCAUGGAGAAAUCGGCUUGGACCAUCGUUUCCAUGCUUUCCAUUCUGAAGGCCGGUGGCGCGUUCGUACCCUUCGACCCAGAGGCACCGCUCGACCGGCUGCUGCAGCUUCUAAAGGACACUUCGGCGACCAUUGCCAUUGCAUCGACGCAGACUGCCCCCCGCAUGCACGGCCACGUACAGCAAGUCAUUGUUUCUCCUUCAUUCAUCAAGGGCCUCCCGAACCGCACGUUCCACGAAACCGUCAGCCCCGAAAACCUAGCCUACGUCUUGUUCACAAGCGGGACGACGGGAGUACCCAAAGGAAUUAUGAUGCAGCACUCCCAAUUUCUUGCCAGCUCGACACGCUACAGCCCCGUCCUCGACCUCAGCCCCGAGUCACGCGUGCUACAAUUCUCGGCCUACACCUUCGACGCGAGCAUCUUCGAGCUCUGGAGCACGCUGACCUCCGGCGGCUGCGUAUGCCAAAUCUCCGACUCGCAGCGCAUGAACGACGUCGCGGGCGGCAUCAACGCCCUGUCGCCCGACACCAUGUUCAUGACGCCCACGAUGCUCGAGAUCCUCACGCCGACGGCCAUCCCGAGCAUCCGCACCAUCAUCACCGGCGGCGAAGUCAUCAAGCAAACCAUCUUCCGCACCUGGGCCCCGCCGGCCGGAGUAUCGCACCUCAUCGAAGCGUACGGCCCAACCGAGACGGCCGUCUACGCCACCUUCCAAACCCACGUGCAGCCGACCUCGGACCGCUUCUCCAUCGGCUCGAGCUUCUGCUGCCGCUGCUGGGUCGUGGACCCCGCGUCAGCAUCGUCACCGCGGCCGCGCCUCGUCCCCGUCGGCGCGGCGGGCGAGCUGUGGCUCGAAGGCCCCAGCCUGGCCCGCGGCUACCUCAACGCCGACGCGAAGACGGCCGCCGCCUUCGUGGAGCGCCCCGCCUUCGCACCGUCUUCCUUGGACGCCGCCCCCCAGACGCCCCUGCGGCGCUUCUACCGCACCGGCGACCUCGUCCGGCUCAAGCCGUGCGGGCAGCUCCGCUUCGUCGGCCGCAACGACUCGCAGGUCAAGGUGCGCGGGCAGCGCGUCGAGCUGUCCGAAGUCGAGCAGCAGGCCGCGCUCGCGCUGCCCGAGGCCGGCGUCCCCGUGGCGGCCGAGGCGCUGGAUUCGAAGCUCGUGCUGUUGGUCGAGAUGGUGGGAGCCGACGAGGCACGGGUCGCGCGGGUCGUCGACGCGCUCGAGACGCGGCUGCCCAGCCGCUUGCCGCGCUUCAUGGUGCCGUCGAUGAUCGUGCCGGUCGUGGACGAGCCGUUCCCCCGCAUGUCGUCGGGCAAGCUGAAUCGGAAGAGGCUGCGUGCGUUGGCCGUCGAGCUGGGGAGCAGGCAGCGCGCUGUUGCUGCUGCGAGGUCGGAAGUCAACGGCGGGCCUGAGACGCCGGUGGAGAGGACGCUGAGGCGUAUGCUGGCGUCUGUUCUGCCUGGCGUCUCUGCUGACGAGAUCCGCAUGAGCGACAAUUUCUUCCAUCUCGGCGGCGACUCGUUCUUGGCAAUGAAGCUCGUGGCGGCCGCCAGGACCGAGGGGCUGCGCCUGUCUGUGGCGUCGGUUCUGCGGAACCCCACGCUGGGUGAGCUGGCUAAGACGAUGCAGCUGGAGACGCCGCAGGGAGAUGGCGCCGCUCAAGUGUCGAGGCCGUUUGAGAUGAUGGGGAGCCUGGCAUCCUCGAUUCGCGCCGAGGCUGUGAAGACGUGUGGACUCCGCAGCGAGGACGACAUCGAAGACAUUUAUCCUGCCACGCCUCUGCAAGAGGCCUUCGUUGUCGAAUCGACCAAAACCCCGACCGCGUACAUGGCUUAUCACGUGGUCAAGCUUCCCGCUGACGUCAAUCUGGACAGAUUCUGUGCCGCGUGGGAAACUUGCGUUCAGGAAAACACCAUCUUGCGCACCACCAUCUUCCAGACCGUACAAACCAAGCCACCUCGUCCCAUACAAGUGGUUCUGCGCAGGAAGGAAGUCGAAUGGGAGCAGAGCCACGAUCUGCAGGCAUUCCUCGACCAAAACAGGAACGCGUGCGCCGUCGCAGCGAGCAGGGUAGCCAUCAUCAGCGACCGCCCCUCCCGCACGCACUCGUUCGUCUGGCUCGCCCACCACACCCUCUACGACGGCUACACCAUGACCCUCCUCCUCCAGCGCAUGCAAUCCAUCUACCACCAACACACCCCCGGCCCCGCCCCCGUCCCCUUCCGCAAAUACAUCGAACACCUCCACACCAUCCAAUCCUCCCCCGCCACCGCAGCCUUCUGGCGCACCUACCUCUCCAACAUCCCCCCAACAACCACCACUCCCCUCCCUCCCCCCGCCCGCCCCAACACCUCCACCACAUUCACCCUCCGCCUCCCCCCCGCCUCCCCCAUCAACGUCACCCUCGCCACCACCCUCCGCACCGCCUGGGCCCUCCUCCUCAUCGCCACCUCCCAACCCCUCUCCCCCUCCCAAACCUCCUCCCCCCCAACCACCUACGACACCCUCUUCACCUCCAUCGUCUCCGGCCGCCUCAGCAGCCAAGAGACCGCAGCCUCCCUGUCCCGCAUCGCCGGGCCGACCAUCGCCGCCGUCCCCGUGCGCGUGCGCUGCGCCCCGCACGAAAAGGCGCACGCCGUCCUCGCGCGGGUGCAAGACGACGCGGCGGAGAUGGCGGGCGGAGGGUACGAAGGCGUUGGGAUGAGGGGGGUGUGCGAGGCGUUGGGGAAGAGGGAGGGCGGGGAGGUGAGGAGGAGGCUGGUGGGGGGGUCGAUGUUCGUUGUGCAGCAACAGCAAGAGAGGCAGCAGGGUGAGGAGGGGUGGGGGGUGGUGUCGAGGGCGGUGGAUGUGGGGGCGAGUUAUGGGGGGGCGGUUACGGUGGUGUGUGAGCCCGAGGUUGAGAGGGGGGUGGUGAGGGUGGAGGUGGUGUAUGAUGAGGAGGGGGUGGUGGAGGUGGAGCGGAUGAUGAAGGGGUUUGAGGAGGUGGUGAGGGUGUUGUUGGUGGGGGGUGGGGAGGUGGUUGUUCGGGAUGUUGUUGCUGCUGCUGCUGCUGCUGUUGUUUCUGCUGGAAAGGUCGAUGGGUUGACACCGGCUCGUGCACACGGUGCGCUGGCUGGUGGGGAAGCAGCAGCAGAGUUGAGAUCGACGUCUGAUACGGACAUGGAGCGGAGACUCCAGGCUAUGUGGGCCGAGUCGCUCGGCCUCGAUGGACCGGAGGAUGUUGGCAUGCAGGACGAUUUUAUCGAACUGGGCGGCGACUCGCUCACGGCCAUGCAGGUUUCUGGUGUCGCCAGGCGUGAGGGCUUCUCCUUGCGUGUGGUGGACAUCAUGAGUAUGCCGGUGCUCCGAGACAUGGCGGCAUGCAUGACUGCAGAAGAGAAAGAGGAGGAAAAGGACGUCGCUCCGUUCUCGCUGAUGCCGGACGCGUCGUCGAAACAUGUCCAGCUUGCGGCAGCCGACUGCAAGGUGGAGGUGGACGAUGUGGAAGACAUGUAUCCCUGCACACCUCUGCAGGAGGGUCUCAUGACUGCAUCAGGGAAGCAGACAGGCUCGUACGUCGCGCAAAUCGUGGUGGAACUAAAGCGUGGGACAGACGUCGGGCGGUUCAAAGCCGCGUGGGAGUCCGUUGUGGCAACGCACCACAUUCUCCGUACCAGGAUCGUCCACCUCGGCGCCGAAGGCAUGUUCCAGACCGUCCUCAAACCGUCCAAGCCAGCGAUCAACUGGCGGACGGCGUCAAGCGUGGAGGAAUACGUCAAGCGCGACCGCAGCCUCCCAACCGUCUUCGGCGGCGAACUCGUCCGCUACGGCCUCGUCACAGACAAAAACAACACCACCACCUUCAUCUGGACCGCCCACCACGCCUGCUACGACGGCGCCUCCGUCGCCCUGCUCUCCUCCGCCGUCAGCGCCGCGUACUCGGGCACCCCACUCCCCGCACCCCCUCCCUUCAGCCGCUUCAUGCAGUACCUCGCCCGCCUCUCCCCCACCGACUCCGACGCCUUCUGGCGCGCCACCCUCGCCGGCGCCCCCCUCCCAACCCCAUUCCCCCUCCCCCUCACCCUCGACUACACCCCCCGCGCCUCCAGCACCAUCACCCGCCUCAUCACCCUGCCCUCGCUCCGCAGCAGCAGCCGCAGCAGCGGCGGCAUCACGACCGCCACCCUCCUGCAGACGGCAUGGGCCCUCGUCCUCGGGCGCUACGCCCCCUCCGGCCGGGCCGUCACGCUCGGCGUCGCGCAGUCCGGGCGCCUCACGCCCGUCGCCGACGUCGAGCGCAUCCCCGGCCCGACCCUCACCACCGCUCCGCUGCGGAUCGAGGUCGGCGUGCUGGAGACGCAAGAUGACAACAACAACACCGUCGCCGCGCUCCUGCACCGCGUGCAGGCGCUCGCCGCGGCAGCGAUCCCGCACUGCCACCGCGGGCUGCAGGCGAUCCGGCGCGUGGGUCGCGACGCCGCUGCGGCGUGCGAGUUCGCGACGUUAUUGACGCUGGGACCGGCGGAGAAGAAGAAGAAUGGAGAGGAGGAGGAGGACGGCAUGGUGUGUGAUCUCGUCCGAGCUGCGGGCCGCGAGGUUGACGGCGAGGACGGCGGGGCGUUCCACACGUAUCCGCUGCUGUUGGAGUGCUUGUUUGAUGAUGAGAGCGGCGAGGUCCGGGUGGGUGCGACGCAUGAUGAGCGGGUGUUGGAGAGGGGCGUGGUCGAGCGGAUGGUGGGGCAGUUUGAGAACGUCGUGAGGCAGCUGUUGGUUGUCGCCGAUGACGAGGCGGUCGCGGACGUCGAGUUGUUGACGUCGGAGGAGUUGGACGGCCUGAAGAAGUCGGCGGUUGGGUGGGUGGUUGAUCUGCGCCGCCGCGACUGGUUGGCGCCGGUGGGCGUCGUUGGUGAGUUGGUUGUUGAAGAGGAAGAGAAGGGUCGUGUUGCUGUUCAGCCUGCGUGGCUGGAGAAGCUUGGGUUUGCCCGCUCGAAGCAGGUCUACGCGACUGGAAAACUCGCGCGUCUCGGAUGCGACGGUGUCGUGGAGGUGGUCGGGAGCGUCGACGAGAUGGUCGAGCUGCCGGAUGGCCGCAGCUUCAUGGCAAGAGAUGUGGAGAGGCUUGUGAGCCAGGUCAUGUGGGACCGGGAAGUCGCCGUCCAGGUUGCGGAGAGCGCCGGUGAAGCAUCACUCACGGCCUUCGUGGCGCUUGGGCACGGGUACGUGGAUGAUGAAGUGGCGCAGAGGCUGCUUGAUGCUCUGGUAUCUAGUGCCAGGGACAGGCUUGGCCGCGCUUUGCCUUCGUUCAUGGUACCCAGCGUGUUCCGCCCGGUUCGCACGUUGCCGAGAAUGGCGGAUGGGCGUGUUGACCGCCUGCAGUUGCGCGGAAUGGGAACCGACAUCUCUCCAACGGACCAGAAAAACGACUCGAGAGAAGCUGAGAACACAGGCCCUUCAGACAUGGAACAGCAAUUGCUUGAUCUGUGGAAGGCGGUGCUCGGUCUCGACAAUAUUGGAGUCCACGACAGCUUCCUUCGUCUCGGCGGAGACUCUUUGGACGCCAUGAAACUCGUCGCGGCAGCUCGGCGCCAGGGCAUCCUCCUCACCGUCAAAGAGAUUUUCGAGAAUCCAGUCUUGGUGGACAUGGCCCGACUUGCAGGAAAAGUCGAAGCAAUUGGUGCUUCCGAUGACGCCAUCAAACCUUUCGCUCUGAUGAGCGGCAACACCAAGGACCUGAUCGAAGAGGUGGCCGAAGCCUGCCAGAUCGGCGCAAACACAGUUGAAGACGUUUAUCCGUGCGCUCCUUUGCAGGAGGGUCUCAUGGCCCUGUCGAACGUGGAGCGAGGGGCAUACGUCGCCGAGUGCAUUAUUCCCGUGCCAGACGCCGUCGGAGCCACCGCUGCUUGGAAGGCCCUCGUGGCCAUGACUCCGGUUCUACGCAGUAGGAUCAUUCAUACUGACGAACACGGGUUCGUGCAAGUGGUCAUCAGAGAAGAGGCGGAAAUUUCAACCGGAGAGAACUUGGACGACUACCUCAGGGAAGCUCGCCAAGUGCCCAUGUCGUCCGGGAACCGACUUGUCCGGGCUGGCAUUGUGAUCCAAGGAGCAUCGCAGCAUCUUGUCCUGUUUGCCCAUCAUGCUGUCUUCGACGGCUGGUCCUGGCGACUUCUCCUACAACGCCUGUACUCGCUGUACCAAGAGCGACCCGUGCCGCCGUCUCCGCCAUACAGCAAAUUCAUCCAGUACCUCCAUCAAGGACUACACCCAGAGGCGGCCGAAGAGUAUUGGGCAAUUUACCUGGAUGGCGCCGAACGCACUGCUUUCCCGCCCAUGCCUUCUUCCGUUGUCCCCCAGCCCGACUCGCACGAAACCAGGCACAUCACCGUUGGGCGCAGCAGCGAGAAUACAUCGACCUCGAUGAUUCAGACUGCCUGGGCCUUACUCAUCAGCCGUUACACCGACUCAAAGGAUGUUGUCAUUGGCGUCACGCUCUCCGGAAGGACGGCGCCGGUCGACGGCAUCCACGACAUGGUCGGCCCAACAUUCGCCACCAUCCCUCUGCGAUUCGUCCUCGAUGGCUCCAAGACGGUCUCUGAGCUGGCCAAGAGUGCGCAGGACGUCAGCAUCAACCCAGUGCAGCAUCUCGGGCUGCAGCGGAUCCGGCAAGUCAGCCCCAGCGCGCACGCCGCCUGUACUUUCAACAGCCUGCUGGUCGUCCAGCCCGCGAGCACCGACGAGGACGACAGCUCGGACAACUUCUUCAUGCGCGAAAACGACGCGCAGCUCAUCUCGAGCUUCACCAACUACGGUCUCGUCCUGCUCUGCCAGAUGCUGCCCGACGGCAACAUCGACGCCAGCCUCGUGUUCGACUCUCGGAUCAACACCAAGCAGCAGGCUUGCCGGCUCCUCGGACAGUUCGAACACUUGCUGCAGCAAAUCAGCGGUGGAACUGCCCAUUCCGUGCACGACGUGGAUUUCAUCAGCCCGGACGACUUCAGAGAGAUUUCAGCAUUCAACCGCGAGCCCCAGACCAACUCAAACACCGACCUAUGCAUGCACGAGCUUGUCGAGCGCCAUGCACGCGCCCAGCCAGAUGCACCAGCAGUCUCCUCCUGGGACGGCGACCUGACCUACGCUGAGCUGGACACACUGGCCACCCGACUCGCAAUCCACCUGACCACGUCCAUGGGCGUCCGCCCCGGCAGCACCGUGCCGCUGUGCUUCGAGAAGUGCAAAUGGACCCAAGUCGCCAUGCUCGGGGUGCUCAAAGCGGGCGCCGCCUUCCUCCUGCUCGACCCCUCUCACCCCGCCGCCCGGCUCACGUCCAUCUGCGCCAAAGUCGGCGCCACCACCGCCAUCGUCUCCUCCCCCGCCCUCUCCGCCCUCCUCACCCCCCACGCGGUCCCCGCCUCCCUCAUCCUCGACACCACCACUUUCCUCCCCCCCAUCACCACCACCACCGCCACCCUCCUCCCCACCCGCAUCCCCCCCACCUCCACCGCCUACAUCGUCACCACCUCGGGCACCACCACCGGCGCCCCCAAAGCCUGCGCCAUCCCCCACUCCGCCAUCGUCGCCUCCUGCCUCUCCUUCGCGCCGCGCGCGCACCUCUCCCCCAGCACCCGCGCCCUCCAAUUCGCGUCCUACAGCUUCGACGCCUCCGUCAUCGAGACCCUCAUGGUCUGGGCCGCCGGCGGCUGCACAUGCGUCGUCUCCGAGCGCGAGCGCCGCGACGACCUCGCCCGCGGCGUCGCCCGCCGCAAAGCCAACUGGGCCCUCUUGACGCCGUCGCUGGCGGGGAUAUUGACGCCGCAGGCUGUGCCGUCGUUGAGGACGGUCGUGCUUGGUGGGGAGGCGGCGACGGAGGAGGUGGUGCGGACGUGGGGGGGUGGUGAUUCUGAGGGGGGUGUGACGCUUUUGCAGGCGUAUGGGCCGUGCGAGUGUACGCCUGUGGCGUGCUGUUCGCUGGGGCCGAUGAGGGAGGGGUGCGAUCCGAGGGAUGUGGGGGCCAUGUUGGGGGGUGUGAGGGGGUGGGUGGUUGAUCCGAGGACGCAGGAGCGGUUGUGUCCGGUGGGGUGUGUGGGCGAGUUGGUGAUUGAGGGGCCGACGGUCGGGAUGGGGUAUGUCGGAGAUGAGGAGAAGAUGGCUGAGGCGUUUGUCGAGGAACCGCGGUGGAGAAAGCGGUUUGGAGGUGGGAGUGUGAGGAGGUUUUACAAGACGGGUGAUUUGGUGAGGUAUGCGGAGGAUGGGAGUGGGUCGCUGGUGUUUGUGGGGCGGAAGGAUGCGCAGAUCAAGGUGAGGGGGCAGAGGAUUGAGUUGAGCGAGAUCGAACACCAUCUUCGCCGCUGCAUGGCGCCGACGCCGUGCGAUGUUGCGGUCGAGCUGGUGGCGCCCGAGGGCGCGAGUGCGUAUCUCGCGGCGUUUGUGGCGCUCGGAGAUGCGUACGGUGAGGAAGAGAAGGAUCCAUUCGGCGAUACGAAGACGAAGCUGGGGGAUGUGCUGCCAUCUUUCAUGAUGCCGCGGGUUUUCCUGCCGCUUCGUCAACUGCCCCUCAGCGCCGCUGGAAAGAUUGAUCGCAAGUCGUUGCGGCAGAUGGCAUUGAGUCAAGAGAAGGUUACCGCGGACAUUCGAACUGGAAAGCCGCCGAAGACUGGGAUGGAGCAAAUGUUGCAGGCGCUGUGGGCCCGGGUCCUGGAUAUCCAAGUCGACGCCAUACACACGGAUGUCAGCUUCAUCGAACUGGGCGGCGAUUCGCUGUCAGCGAUGAAGCUCACGUCAAAGGCGCGUCAAGCCGGUCUGACCUUGAGCGUGGCUGACAUCAUGAGACGCCCACGGUUCGCGGACAUGGCGGAAAAGUGCAAGCCCUCAGUCGAGACUGAGCCAACGUCCGAGUACAAGCCUUUCUCAGCGUUCCCGGGAGAUGACGCGGAAGUUCGUUCCUUCCUGCGCGAGACCCUCGACGUGGACCGAAAAGAGAUCGAGGAUGUCGUCGAGGCGACGUCGGUGCAGAAGGCCAUGACUGAAGCAGCCAUGGCGCCCCAACAAGGCACCAUCAACCACGUCUGGCUCCACUUCGACGGUUCAAUCGACACGAAACGUGUGAGAGAUGCCUGCUUCCAAGUUGUCACCCGCCACGGCAUCCUCCGCACCGUCUUCGUGCCGUACAAGCAACAACUGAUGCAAGUGGUAUUCCGCUCACACGAACCGGAAUGGGAGGAGCACGACGCCGCCGCCAACGACGACAUGGAAGACGCAACCGCCGCCGUCAUCUCGGCCAGCCAAGCUCGUCCGGAGCGCUACGGCCAACACGGCCUACGCUUCUACUUCCUCACCCACCGUCGCCUCCACUCCAGCCGCCUGAUCAUCCGCAUGCCGCACAGCCUCUACGAUGGCUUCAGCCUCCCCCUCAUCCUCGACGACCUCCGCGCCGCCUACGAGCAGCAGCCCGGCAGCACCCUUCCCGCCAUCCCUCCAGCGUCUUCCUUCUCCGCCCACCUAAGCGCCUGGCGCCACCGCCAAUCCACCUGCGGCGCCGAGACCUUCUGGCGCAACGAACUGAAAGGGUCGCGCAUCACCCCCAUCAUCGCCGCCGAGACAACGACCAGCCCGCCCUGCACCGUCAACGGCCACCUCACCCGACACAUCGCCCUCCCGCCUCCCGCCACCCCCACCAAACACACCUUCGAAACCCUCUUCCACACCGCCUGGGCGCUCGUCCUGCGCCACCUACCCGGCAACACGUACACCUCUGACGACGUCGUCUUCGCCCGCGCCAUCGCCAACCGCGCACUCCCUCUCUCCUCUUCAACCCCGACCGACGCCGCCUUUACCGUCUGCGGCCCAACCCUCAACACCGUCCCCGUCCGCGUCGACUUCUCGCAUUCCGCCGACGCCGACGCCAACGCCCUGCUCUCCGCCGUCGAAGACGCCCGCCUGAAGGCGCUGCCGUACGAGUGCCUCGAGACGGAGCGGCUGGUGCGGCGGUGCACGGACUGGGCAGACGGAGAGAAAGGAGAAGAAGCGGCAGCGAUGCCGCGGUUCGGCUCGCUGCUGCUGUGGAACAACAUCGCUGCGGCGAAGGCGUUUGAUGACGGCGAGCUGCGGGCGUGGGCGAGCGGUGGUGAUGGUGGUGAUGGCGGUGAAAAGAAGACGAGGUGCGGGUUGGGGUGGGCGGUGGCGCCGUGGGACGCUGCGGACGUGCAGGUCACGGCGACGCCGACGCCGGGCGCGGGGGUGCGGAUCGAUGUUUUGUUUGCGGAGGAGAGGGUGCGGAGCGCGGUGGCGGCCGAGAUGGUCGAGAUGUUGUGUCGGAAUAUUGAGGGGUUGUGGGGGGGUGAGGCGGCCGCGUUGCUGGUGAGGAAGGAUGGGUGCGAGUCGCCGGUUGGUGGGAGCCGUGGGGAUAUGUCGCCGGACCAGCCGCCGACGCCGGAGUCGUACGAUAUUGUUUCGAGAGAUGGGUGGAGCGAUAUUUGA
Messenger RNA from Diplodia corticola, 15387 nucleotides. RefSeq names its product nonribosomal peptide protein. Gene Ontology annotation, molecular function: catalytic activity; phosphopantetheine binding. Gene Ontology annotation, cellular component: cytoplasm. Gene Ontology annotation, biological process: amino acid activation for nonribosomal peptide biosynthetic process; secondary metabolite biosynthetic process. Lineage: Eukaryota; Fungi; Ascomycota; Dothideomycetes; Botryosphaeriales; Botryosphaeriaceae. Bases 1 to 15387 code for a protein of 5128 amino acids. The record is from RefSeq and is a predicted model, not a curated record. The transcript has 6 exons.